GAUAAAAUUUGAGGCUGACAGUUGUCCUGCCCCUUUGGGAAGAAAUCACAGUGAGGGAAGGAGGGCAGCGGCCCUUGUCCUGACUGUGAUCCCGGCGGCCUAAUUCCCUGCUCUUUUUUUGACUGGGUGCUUCACUUUACUGCUAACAAGGAACAUUAAACUGUCAGGAGACGUACCCUCCCAGCAGAACCGCGUGUUCCCACAGCAACUAUGGCAAGUGGUAUGGAUUCAGAUGGUGAGCAGGUGGUGCCCGAUGGAGAAGGCCCUGAUGUGAAAGCCGUGCAGGCCCACUAUCUUCGCAGUCCCUCUCCUAGCCGAUAUUCGGUGUUAUCGGAUACAGACACUGAGAGCAUCUUCAUGGAGCCCAUCCAUCUGUCAUCUGCUGUGGCUGCUAAACAGAUCAUCAACGAAGAGCUGAAGACAAAGGAGGUGAAAGCAGAUUCUGGGUGUCCAGGGAUGCUCGAAUCUGCAGAGCAGCUACUGGUGGAAGACUUGUACAAUCGGGUUAAGGAAAAGAUAGAUGAUACCAGCUUGUUCAACACACCAUGUGUCAUGGAUUUGCAGAGGGCACUUGUGAAAGACCGUCUUGAGUCUCCAAAGGAUGCCGUUGAUGAAGUCUGGCCAAAUGUCUUCAUAGCAGAAAAGAGUGUUGCAGUGAAUAAAGGUCGCCUAAAGAGACUAGGAAUUACUCAUGUGCUUAAUGCUGCUCAUGGCACUGGUGUGUAUACAGGACCAGACUUCUACAAUGGCAUGAACAUCCAGUAUUUAGGCAUUGAGGUGGAUGAUUUCCCAGAUAUGGACAUCUCUAAACAUUUCCGUGAGGCUGCAGAGUUCCUUGAUGAAGCACUACUAACCUACAGAGGAAAAGUCUUGGUCAGCAGUGAAAUGGGAAUCAGCCGCUCAGCAGUGCUGGUAGCUGCUUAUCUGAUGAUCUUUCAUCAUAUGACAAUCUUAGAAGCCUUGAUGACUAUACGCAAGAAGCGCGCCAUAUAUCCCAAUGAUGGCUUCCUGAAACAGCUCCGGGAGCUCAAUGAAAAGCUAUUGGAGGAACGAGAAGAGGAAGGUGAAGAAGAUUCUGAUGAUGACACAACCAGUAGCCAGAGUUCUGUUGUCAGAGCUGGAAGCUCUUCCUUGAUGUCUGGGAGAGAAGAUUCUGGAAGUAUCAUGGGAGCCAAAGUCCACUCUAUCAUGGUGGAAGAAGAAGACACAACAAGCCUCCUGGGAAGUGUAAUGAGUACCUCCUCUAUGGGAAAAUCGAGCUUGGUUUCCAAGCAGCCUACUCUUAUCAGUGAAGAAGAAGAGGAACAACUCUAUGAAGAAUGGAGGAAGAAGCAAGGCUUGCCUGCGAAGGAACUUUCAAACAAGGAUGGAGAAAGCAAACCCUCAGACCUUACGUUUCAGGUACAGGAGGAAUCUGAGGCGGAUAUGAGUCAGAUGAUCCAAGAGUGGCAGUCCAAAAAUGAAAAGUACCAAAUGGAAAGCUACUUGUUUCCCAAGGAGGAGGAUGGAGGUUCUAGAAUGGGUGAAAGGCCAUGCUCUGUAAAUGAUGUAAGUGAAACAGAAAGUGUGAGUAGCCAAGAGAUCAGAAUCUUGAAACAACAGCUAGAAGCAAGUGGCAUUAACAGAAUGAGGAGAGGGCGUACAGAUUCCAUGUCUACAGAAAGCAGCUGGGAUAUGUGGAAUGAGAGGAUGAUGGAGAUAGAGAAGGAAGCUUCUCGGAAAUAUCAUUCCAAAACUAAAUGUGGUCAUGAGAAUCCAAGGCCUGACAAUGGAACAAAUGGGAGGGAUAUGGAUGAGGAAAGUAUAUUAUCUGAUACUAGCUCAUUUUAUAAUUUCUGUCAAAAGAACAAAGACAAGCUGACUGCCUUAGAAAGGUGGAAAAUCAAGAGAAUUCAGUUUGGAUUUCACAAAAGAGACUUAGAGGCCUCUGAGAAAUCAAAGGAUGAAGAUGGCAGCCAACAAAAUAAAGAGGCUAUGGAAGAGGAGAAGAACUUGUCAGAUAUCAACCUGACAGCUUACCAAGCCUGGAAGGCUAAACAUCAGAAGAAGGUAGGCAAUGAGAAUAAGGAUGAUAUUGUGGAGCUUGCUAAAGGUGAAGAUUCUGCUUCUUCCAGAAGAAAGCAGAGGCGAAUGGAGUUACUUGAACACUCAAAGAAAGUUCUGGAAGAAAGUCAGUCUCUCUGCAGCUGGGAGGCAGAAAGUACAAUGAGUGGAAGCAUCCCUUUGUCGGCCUUUUUGCCAUCAACAGCUUCCGUAAAUGGUGCACAGGAUUCUGCCUCAGUAUUGAGCAUGCAGACCAAUCGCUCAUCUUUCUCUCAGGCUAGAGGCGGUAGUGCGGCAAUGUCAAACCAUUCAGUAGCUACAGGUGUUCCUAACCUUCCUGUUGGCCCAGAAGACACUAUAUCUAUAGCCAGUAUUCAGAAUUGGAUUGCCAAUGUUGUUAGUGAAACUAUUGCUCAGAAACAAAAUGAGAUCCUAAUGUUGUCCCGCCCAUCAUCGGUAUUAGCUUCAAGUGUUAAAUCAGUUGAUGAUGACAAGGCAUCUCUGCUUAGUGCACAAAGUGGCUUAUCACUACCUAGUUCACUAUUUCACCAGCAGGGCAACCAAUAUGCUGACACUCAGUCCAUGCUGUCUUGUAACACCUCAAUGAGCGGAAGGACAGGAGGAUCCAGCUCAAGCAGGAAAGUGACACAAACAAGCAAGCCUCUUUACAGCCUCUUUGCCGAUGAGGUUGACUUGAAGAAACUUAACAGAAAGGAAAGGGAGAUGCAAACAGAGAUGAGAGAGAAAAUGUCAGAUUACCAGACCGAGAAGGUUAUCAGUGACAAUAAACGUAGCACUUUAUUUAAAAAGAAAAAGAUCAAGGAAGAGGAUGAAGAUGAGAAGGCAGAAAAUUAUGCAGAAAAUGUAAUUGGUGGCCUUAGGUACCCUUUAGAAGCUCAUAACGACAGGAGUGACACAGCAUCUUCUUUCUCAGGCCAGUUUGCCAGAGCAGGUGCUAUAAGGUCGGAGGUAGAAAAGAAUGUAAGUAAGUGGCUCAGUGGCUUGAAAACAGAAGAAAAGUCCUCAUACCAGGACUUCUCUGAUGCUAGUGGAGAAAAAUACAGGAGAUCAUCCUUCAGAGAGGUGGACACUGAGGCUUCUAGCUAUAAUUUUUGCAGAUCUCAAAGAGAAGAAAUUGAUCGCUCUUCAACCUUUCAGUGCAAAGAUGACUUGCAGAGAACCUCCUCGCGAUUUUCCUCUGCGUCUGCACAAGAAGAUAAGGCAGCUCGCACAUUUACACGGUCCAAAUUCAGUGAGACAAGUUCCAGAGAAGAAAGUCCAGAGCCAUAUUUUUUCAGGAGGACACCAGAACCAUCCUGCAGCUCAGAAUCCCCUGAACCACCCACCAGGAAUCGGAUCAGGUCACAUCGCUUGGAAGAGCGCGAAGAGGAGUCCAGUUCAGACACGUCUGAGUUUGGAGCCAAGAGAAAGUUCACCCAGAGCUUUUCAAAGUCUGAGGAGAAUGCAGAGAAAGAAGAAAAGGUAGAAGAAAGAAAAGAGUGUUAUGCAUCAAGGCAGUUAUUCAGACACAGGCAAAGCAUGCGCAAGGAGGAGGAGGAAGAAAUGGAUGAUGAUGCCAUAAUUGCUGCCUGGAGAAAUCGGCAAGAAGAAACUACGGCGAAGCUCCGUCGAAGGAGAGAGGAGCGGAGUGAUAGAGAACAAAGUCAUGCCAGCUCCAUGUCUCCCCCUCCCAUUUGAAAGAAAACUUCCACAGUGCCUACGAGAAACCAAGACUAAAAUGCCCCUCAGUUUCAUCAACCUCCAUUGCAUUUCCUAUCACCCUUCCCAGAACAGAGCACUGCAUUCAUCCUACAGGUAUUCUCUUAUCUUUAAUUCUCAACCUGAGAUGAAGAUACUAAUGACAGUGGCUCUUCCCAAGAAAAAGGGAUUGUGUCAAUAGUCAAUUAUUGGUGUGCAGAAAUGUAUCAAGUUGUUUUUGAGACAAUUUCUUUAACAAAACAGUAAACAUUAUUAACAAUAAUAAUCAAAAGAAACAACAGAGGCUCAGCUAAUUUGCUUCAGAUAUUCAUUUGAUUCUGUUUACUGCAAUCAUUGAAGAGUCACUCUGGGUUUUGGUUUGUUUUCUUUCCGCUUCAUCAUGAUUAGAAUUGGAACAAAAUCAGCAGCCUUUGCCACUAGUUUGAAAAUGUAGCUGCUCUUACAGCAUAUAUGCCCUGUUCCCUUGUGGAUAGUACAAUUGAACUUAUAUUAUUCCUUUCCUUCUAAAUCCCAAACCACAGAGCCUUUUCUUUCUCUUGUGUGUAUCAAUAGAAGGGAAACUACUGAGAGAAUAAAUAUAAUGUUUGUUCCCAUGACAACUUGUAACUGAGCAAAAUAUCAAUCAUUGGUCACAUGGGGAGAUCUUGUUUAAAGGUUUUAAUUUUGUUUGCUAUAAAGGAGACAACACUAGAUAGAACAAAUUACCUUUGGAACAAAACAUCAGGCCCAGCCUUAGAAAACAUAUGCUACAGUGGUGAUUAUCCCUUUUAAAUGUAAAUCCAGGAUAUAUAUUGGUGUGUGCACAUUAAAGGGAAGAGAGUCACAUCUGUUUGUUUGCCAUGGAUCAUGGAAUCAUAGAAUUGUAGUGUUGGAAGGGACCCCAAGGGUCAUCUAGUCCAACCCCUUGCGAUGCAGGAAUCUCAGCUAAAGCGUUCAUGACAGUUGGUCAUUCUACCUCUGUUUAAAAACCUCCAAGGAAGGAGAGUCUACAAUCUCAGGAAGGAGACCAUUCCACUGUUGAACAGCUUUUACUGUCAGAAGGUUUCUCCUGAUGUUUAGUCAGAAUCUCCUCUCUUGUAACUUGAAGCCAUUGGUUUGGGCCCCACCUUCUGUAUCAGAAGGAAGAAAGCUUGCUCCGUCUUCCAUGUGACAGGCCUUGAGAUAUUUGACGAUGGCUACCGUAUCCUCUCAGUCUCCUCUUUUCCAGGCUAAACAUACCCAACUCCCUCAACCAUUCCUCAUAAAGCUUGGUUUCCAGAUCCUUGGUCAUCUUGGUCGCCCUUCUCCUUGCCAUAAAUUCACCCCACCCAGCCUAUUCUUUGUCCAGAAUGUCCUUCUACUUCAUCUUGCUCCUCAGACCUUCCCCCUACCCUGCAUAAAUCAGGAGCAGCCAGACCCGGCACCAUCUUCAGCUUCUUCUCUACAUCCAUAAGAAUGAGCUGGUAAUAAAGUAAUAAAGUGGCAGAGGCCUGAGGUGAUAGAAUUGACUGCAUCAUUUCAAAUGUUGGGAGGGGAAGAGAAAAAUAUUUUUGAAAGCUCCUCUAUAUUAACAAUGCACUGCAAUCAGAAAACUGAUGUGCUAUGGGGUGGUAUUUGCAGGAAGCUUAGUACAUGGGAAAGCAAUUUUAAAAAAAUAGCAUACCCCAUCAGCAACCUAAUGUAGGGUAGUCCAGGGCAGAUUCAGAUUUGAUAGGGCUUUUGGCAACGUGGCCUCCCCAGGCCCCUGACUGUCGGCUUACCUGGCCACAGCAGGUGACUGUGGGCCUCUAUUUAACAUUCUCCACUAUGCCCCUGACAUAGCAUUGUUCUGGGACAUCAUGGGAAAUGGGAAGUGCUGGUUUGUCAAACAGGCAGGCUGGGCCAGCCCAGGAGGAAUCCCUGCCACAGUGCUAGGGCACCAGCUUUUGGCAUCAGGUGCCAUCCAAAAUUACCUCAGGAUUCUGUUACCUCAGGAUUCUACUGCAUGUGUAGACUAGACCUGAAAUCCCAAAUCCAAAACGCCUUUGCUUUCCCCAGAUAAAAAUGGCACUCCUUCCCACCACCUAUUUCUAUCUAACCAGUGUUUUGAGUUGGUUUCAGGUAAUUAUGACUGUCCAUCAUUUUAAAAAUAAGAGGCUUGUUUUUAGACAAAAGGGUGUUUGAUUCUCUUUAAAUGGGCAAGUUGAUUCAGCCGCAUCUGCCUUUCUCGUGUGCUCUCACCUCCCUCUGCUCUCUUUGGAAACAAGGUUUAAGUCCAUCUACUUUCAUAUUUUCAAACAAAACUCAUGAAAGGGCCAUAAAUACCAUGACUCGUUAAAAUGAAAGCUGUUUUCUCUUCCUCCCAUGAGACUCCUUCCUGCGAGAAUGGUAGAGAGAGUUCAAUUCUUUGAAGAAUUCUUCUUCUCUUCAACUAGCUGCAACUGAAAGCUCUCUUCUGGGCUUUGUUCCUUGCAUCAUCUUGACCAGGCUUUGCCAUAGCUCUUCUUUUUCUCUCUGUUGCUUCUGCAAUUGUGAAGGAGGAUCAGCGCUGGAUAAGGAAAAUGGCUUCGUUUGCACAUUCUCAGAAAGCUUUUCCGGAGGGGUGGGGGAGAGAGUGCCACAUAUGAAAGGCUUCCUCCCCUCUAAUAUAGAAAGUUGAAAUUGCUAUACCUUCUUUAGCAUGCCAGAGGCACAAAAUGAAGGUUAACAAACUCUGGGACAACCAACUAAAAGGUGUAAUCAAGAGAUGACAUUUAUUCCUGUCCAUAAUUGGAUAUUGGCUCUGGUAAGCUCCCCUCUCGCCUGGGUCAUCCCAGGGAUAAAUCUUUGCAGGACCAAGGCCAGGUAUUAGGGAGCGGGGCUUGCAUUUUAAACUUACCUAAUUCACAGUUUCCAAAAUAAUACAUGAAUUGAUCCUUUGAAAUCGGCAACUCUCCAAACUUUCCAGUGCAACCAAUUGGCCCCAACCAAUGUGCACAAAAAAGGGAGAGGUGUACAUAAAAUGGUGAAAAUAAUAUACAAAAUGCAUUAUUUUGGGGAAAGGUUUGUGCAAAAUGUGUAUAUUUUUCAAAAUUGCAUACAAAAAUGUGUUUAUUGGGAGAAAUGUACACCAAAAUGCCGACAAAUUUCAUAAAGA
Podarcis raffonei (Aeolian wall lizard) is the source of this 6856-nucleotide messenger RNA. RefSeq names its product serine/threonine/tyrosine interacting like 2 (gene STYXL2). Lineage: Eukaryota; Metazoa; Chordata; Lepidosauria; Squamata; Lacertidae. Gene Ontology annotation, cellular component: cytoplasm. Gene Ontology annotation, biological process: negative regulation of MAPK cascade; protein dephosphorylation. The coding region runs from base 211 to 3741 and encodes 1176 amino acids. The record is from RefSeq and is a predicted model, not a curated record. The transcript has 6 exons. Gene Ontology annotation, molecular function: protein tyrosine/serine/threonine phosphatase activity; MAP kinase phosphatase activity.